Molecule: messenger RNA, 7311 nt
Organism: Dermacentor albipictus
Lineage: Eukaryota; Metazoa; Arthropoda; Arachnida; Ixodida; Ixodidae
Gene: Fas2
Product: fasciclin 2
Biological process (GO): cell adhesion
Cellular component (GO): membrane
Molecular function (GO): protein binding
Source: RefSeq, a predicted model, not a curated record
UGCUGGCCUGGGCCGCCGUUCCAUUUCAGGAACAAACAAAACGCACGCGCAACCGGCCCGCCACUAGCUAAACCAGUUUCGGCUUUGCUGGUGCUUGCACUUGGUUCACUCGGCCGCCGGCGCCCGCGCCACCGCCGCCGCCGCCGCCGCGUUGCCCGGCGCUACCACGAGAGGCCGCCACAGAAACAGCAGUGCUAUCUGGCAACCUUGGCAGAAACGUUGUUGCGCUCCGGGAUGUCAAAGCAAGCGGGCCACCAAUGAGCACGUAGCAAGCAUCGCUUGGAGUCCCCGUUUGAAACGAUUCAAAUCCGCUCUAAAUGAAUCAGUGCCGUCAAAACGGAGAUCGCGGUGGAUUCAUCGACUGAUAGCGCUGCGACGCCUGGCUUGUAUCGGUGAGUCAGCGCGGAACGCGCGCCUGGGGAGAAGUGGUGGAUAUCUCUCUGCGGACUGAAGAGGCCGACCGACCAUCGAGCGGCACGCAGCAGCCCAAGUCCGGCCUCCGCGACGGUCGUGUGUGUGUGGGAGUGCGUGCGCUUGUGCAUCACGGCGUUCGUUUACGGCGCCGGACCCAUCGGAGCGGCGUGCCAGCGGCGAGUGCGGCGGCGGUGUUUACUGCACCGCGGAACGACUAGGGGCGGACGGGCGCAUCGUUUGCCGAAGAGCGAGUUUUCAGCGAACAUGACCCUUAAAUUAUUGUGCAGCUUCUGGAGGAUGCCAUCACAGUGGCUAAUAUUCAGCCUCGUGAUUUCGUCUCUACCGGCGUCGUCGUACGGCCAGACCCAGCCGAGCCUGGUAAUCAACCCGAUCGGCGAGAACAAGACUGAGCCCGCUGGCACGGGCUUCGUGCUCUUCUGCACCAAGGGCGCCGGCGAGGCGGAGUUCUCGGAGUUCAAGUGGACCGGCCCCAACGGACAGGAGAUCACCGGCCAAGAGAGCAUACGAGUGGUGCCUACAGGCGAGAGCUACAUCCUCUCCUUCGACAGCCCCUCCCCGCAGGACAGUGGCUCUUAUACGUGCAGCGCCCUCUAUGGGAAAACCAUCCCUCUUUCCAUCACAGUUCACAUCACCUUCUACCAUGACAUCACCUGGGAGGACUGCCCACAGAGCCAGCAUCUGAUUCUGGGCCAGCCAGGCAAGGUUCGGUGUCGCGUGCGAGGCAACCCUGUGCCCUUGGUUAGCUGGCUAAAGGACCGUGAAGAGCUGGACCCCCAACGCUAUGAGGGCAAGGAGGACGGCAUCUCUGUGCAGACCGCACAGGACAUUGAUCGUGGAACUUAUGUGGUAUCGGCCAUGGUCUCUGUCACGGGAAAGUUCCAGAAGCGCAACAUCACUGUGGAUGUCUACACACAACCAAAAAUUUCACCGACGGUGCCCGACUCUAGUGAGCUUGUUGAGGGGUCUCCAGGCAGCCUGAAGUGUUCUGCCGAGGGCUACCCACCGCCUCUUUUCUACUGGUUUGACCAGGCCAACCGCAACCUGAGUACAGUGAAUGGAUUUCAAGUGGAUUCAAAGGCCGGCCUUCUUCAGGUGACAAGUGUGAGGAGGGAGGACGAAGGAACCUACCGCUGCCAAGCUUUGAACCCAGCUGGCACAGACUCCCGCGAGAUAGCUGUUGCCAUCAUCGUGAAGCCUAGAAUUACGGAAUUCCAGAAUGCGACAGUGUCGGUCGGAGAAGAGGUGAAACUUGAAUGCCGUGCGCAUGGAAAGCCCAUACCGGACAUGAAGAUCCGUCGGGACGGAAACACUCACUUCCUUCUGGACCAGCAUUUCAAGUUUCAGGAGACCCAAAACGACCAGCAGGAAACGGUGUUGACAAUGACCGCGAUGAGCGCGACACGAGAGAUGGACGGCCUCUACUAUUGCUCAGCAGAGAACAAGGCGGACAAGGUGGAGCGCGUCGGGCAUCUCACCGUGCAGUUUGCUCCACAGGUGUUUGCCCGCGAGAACCCCGUGAAGACAUGGGGCCAGCGUCCAGCUGUUCUCGAGUGUGUAGCGGAGGCCAUCCCCAAUGCCACCCUGGCCUGGUUCUACCGGAAGCAGCAGCUGCAGGAACGAACGGGACAAUACUUCAAGGUGGAGGGAAGCCGAGGAAGCAGCAAGCUCACUGUGGCACCCACUUUCCCCGACCGCUUCGGCACCUACGUGUGUGAGGCGCAGAACUUUCUGGGUAAGGGCUCGGUGGACAUACGGCUGGAAGAGGCACGGCUGCCCGGAGCCCUGCCCACGCCACGGGUCGAGUCACUCACGCCAACCACCAUCACGUUCGCCUUCAUCCACACUGCCGACGACGGGGGCAUGCCCACCACAAAGAUCAUCAUCAAGUACUGGAAGGACGGGGACCGCGAAGAGCUGGCAAAGAUCCAGGAGUGGAGCGACAUGGACCGAGCAGACACAGUGACUGUAGAUGGCCUGGAGCCCAAGCACAAGUACUGGUUCCGCUUUGCGGCCCACAGUGCGGUCGGCACUGGCCCUUACUCUGAGACCCUGUCCCGAGAGACGCCCCCGGAGAUGGCACCUGACCCACCCAUUGUACUGAGCAAUGAGAACAGCAUGUACCCCAACAAGUACGAGAUCCGGUGGGCCAUGCCACGUGACAAUGGGCGCCCCGUCCACCAUUUCCGUGUCACCUACUUCAAGGUGGACAAGCGGCCGGGCAACAACUUUGUGCGUGCCGAGGAGCCCAAGGUGAUCCAGGUCACCGAGUGGCACAAUGUUCCUCGGGUGGAACUGCGCAACCUCAGUCCCGAGAGCUACUACCGGGCCGAAAUCGAGGCCUACAAUGACAUUGGCUACAGUGAGCCUGAGAGCAUGGUCUUUCACACUGCCAGAGGCGAGGUGCCCACGGAGGAGCACGGCGGGCAGCAGAGCCGUCUCAGCGGCCUGGGCCUCCCGCUCACCACGAUCAUCAUCAUCGUCGUGGCUGCGGUGUUGCUCGUGCUGCUGCUGCUCGAUGUGGUCUGCUACCUCCGCUUCCACUGGGGCUUCCUCUACUGCCUGCGGCACUCGUGCGGUGGAGGGCAGGCGCCUGCCAAGCCCGUCGCGGAUGACGCCAAGAGCAGCCCUCCCACAGUGACCGAACCUGAUGGAGGGAAGACAAAGCCAAAGGCUGAGAAGUCAAUUUCCACUGACAAGGAGUUGUUGAGCACACCCGAUGAGAAGACGCGAGAUGCUGCCGAAGACACUCCCAUGAUUGACACCAAAGGGCUUAAGGAUGGCAAGCAUGACCUGAAAUUUGAGCCUGCUGACAAGAACCAUGCACUGAAGGGUUCCAAGUCCAGCAUUGCCAAAGACAGCAUGGUCUGACGCCGGGAGGCCGACUCCCCUGUCAUGGAGUGGGACGUGCGCUGUCCCCUGGCGGUGUCUGGAGUGCCCACGCAGGUCAGCGUGAUCACUACUGCAGCUAGGAGCUGAAGUGAAGAACAGACAGGACUUCUCCGAAGUUGCCUUUUUUGGCUGUUCGGUGUUUGACCACUCGCUCACCAUUUUAGUUGUGAAGGAAGUGUAAAACUCCAUUUCAUUUCUGCCAUCAGUUUUUCUUUUAUUAUUUUAUUUUACAAGUUGCACAAUGUGCUGCUUUUGUUGUGCACAGCUAAUAUGUUUGUGUAGUGAAGCAUUUUUAGUGAGCCAGUCUUGUUUCACUUCUGUGCAGACAUCAGUUCUUGUCUUACAUUGCCAUGAUUGAAUUGUUUGAACAACUCAGUAGCUUCACUGGACUAGUGUUGUUGUAAUUGCUUGUUCAUUUAUUACCAGGAUCACUAAGUUGCCUUUGUCUUCAGGGAUCGGAGGUGUGCGCCAUCUAUGUGCUUUGGAGUGCGUUUGGUUUAUUCACGGAUGUGGGGGCACACUUGACACUUUGCCAGCACUCUGAGCACAAGUGUGGAGAGACACCGCUCUUGUAUAAAUGUGGCUCUUGUAUAAACGUGGCCAAGUGCAGGUUCCACUGUUUUUUUUUUUUCUUUUUCGUUUUUGCAGCACUUCUCACUGCGAAUCCGCGCAUGUUCUCGAAGGCAGACUACACACAUUAAUGUUGGACUGUGCUACUGCUUUCUUUUUCUUCCGCAUUGUUGUUGUUCCAGGACACUGCUGUACUUUCGCAUAUUGAAGACAUUGACUUUAUUGCUGUGCUGCCAUCGUCUGUUGUGACAGCUAUCCUAGUGGUGUAUCACAGAGUAAUCACAUCGAACCAUUCCAUGUAAACUACUUAUUUGGAGCAUUCUAGUUUUAUUGUUCUAUGUUUUAUCAUGUUCAACUUGGCCUUCUGAGAAUGCUGUUGGAGAUAGCCUUCUCUCAGAUUGCCCCCCCCCUCCUUUUUUUUGUCCUUUAGCUCAGAAGAGCUGGUUUUAUUUACACAUGCAUAUAAUGAAUAUAUAUAUAUAUAUAUAUAUAUAGUAAAUAUUUUUUGAAUGUGGUUUCACUCUGGGGAGUGAAAGAAACUGAUCUCUUUUCUAGUUUCGUGAAUCUCCAGGCCAUUCUCACGCUUUCCCGGGUUCCCAGUUCCUUCGUUUUUCUCCUUUUUAUUUUUCGAAACAGGGAUGACAUUUGUCUCUUACCCAAGCUCUUUUGUAAUCAACAUGUGUGCGUGUGUGUCUACUUGUGUAAGCAUGCUCGUGCGAAUCUUUGUAAAAAGCAUUUCUCGUCAGUUCUGUUCUUUCUGACCUGCCUUGUCCUGCCACUCUGCCCUGUCCACGUUAGAUGUCAUGCUGUCAUCUCAAGGUGCAUGCCAUUGGAGCUUAAGCUAGUGGAGAGACAGAGGCCAGCAUUUCUACGUGACCUUCUGAAGCUCCCCACAACCAGUUCUGGGCUGGUCUGUAAUGGCUGGUAGCCAAGAGUGUGAGCUUUCAAAGUGCAGUUUGACGAUGCAUCGCACAGUGAUAAGGCAUUUAACCUAAAGGCUUCGCUGAAGCCCGAAGCCAAAGGUCUACGGCCAGUGCCAUUGCUGCUGUCUUCAUACAGAUUCUCGCCAGCCAUUGUGCUCGGUGUCGCAGCCUGUUGUAUAGCCAUUUGGGUGGGGACACAUAAAAGAAAACACAUUGAGGGAAGACAGUGCACUUUAUGAUGUAAUUAACGGUGCAGUAAGGACAGAGAUGAAGGCAGGUACCGCAGGUCUCGUGUGCCGCACGGCCCUGCUAUGUUGCAGUCUUGCCCAUUGUGUAGCAGCUGUGCUUAACGCUGUUACUUAAGUGCUGUGUGUGCAACAUAGGAAUGUGUUGUGUUACUGCAGCAUGUAAUGACACUGCUUUGUUAAAGACAAGGACGAUGGGUAAUAACUGCUGUGUUGUCACUUUCCUUUGUCCUUGCAGUGCUACUAGUUACAUCAUAAAGGUGUACCAAUUUGCUCCUCAGAAAUAUCUGUGUGAAAUGCCCUGUAAGGCCCUUCUGUUUCACGAUUGCUUCAUAGCCUGUUUGUCCGAAACCAUUUCUCAGCUCAGUCAUAGCUCGCCUCAUCCUGCAGCAUUACUGCUGACCACAGACGUGAUAAAAUGUGAAUGGGAGAACACUAUGCCACAUAUUGUGGUGUGUCGAAGGUGCUUUGAAAGGGGAUGGGCGCUGGGUGAGAGUUCGUCGCACAUGAAAUCGCUCAAGCCUGACCUAGCGACCAAAACUCUCUUUAGCUGGCUGUUGUUCAGUGGGUAUUUGAAUGGCAGCAUUGUUAACAGCUAUACGCACUGGCAGUAGUUUAUUUUGUGCAGGUUACGUUAACACACUUGCUAAAAAGGAUUGUUAUCACUGUUGGUUCUUUAAGGGGCUUGUGCAGUGUAACAGAUUUGCACUAGAUUGCAGCCAUCUCGUUGACUUCUGUAUUCGCUAGUCCAGUUUUAGAAAACUAAAUCGUAAAGCUCAGCUUUUUAAUAUUCUUAGUACCCUCUUCAGCUACUGUAUUUUUCUACAUCAAACAGCAUGAACACAGAGGUCAAACACAGGUAUUUGUAUAUGAAAAAUAAGAUGUGUGCUCUCAGAAGCGGACUUUUAAAUGAGCUGUUCUCUGCAUCGACCAAAUGUUAUCGUACUCAUACUAUUUAUCUGUCCAUCUAUAUUUUACAAAUGCUGCCUACAUAUGUGCCUAGAGGGUAGAGACGUCACUGAAUGUACUGGCACAGCUGACCUGGGCCUGAUGUACACAGGACAAUGCGCAUGUUGAAAGCAACGAAGCAAUGAAACUGGGUUUUAUUUGCAAAUAACUACACUAGUUUAGAAUAUGGCCAUAAUGAAAAGUAAAAACUGUCCCUGGGGUUUCUCCUGAGCACAUGCCCAGUUCGUACGUAGCACAAGAUUUCACUUUUUGCUCUCUUCAACCUUUGUUUAUCUGCUCUGCAGUGGAGAUGAGCUGUCAAAGUACAUCUUUAGUCAUUGUUGGCUACCGCAAGGAGUAUUUAUGGCAGGCAUCAUUGGCCACUGCCGUGAACAUGUGUGCCUGUCUGUGCUCGUCUUCCGUGCCGUGGAGCAAGGCAGGUUCACUCGCGCUUCUAAGUGCGUGCAGAAGUCAACGAGAAUGGCGGUUCAACUCUUACCGUCCUGGCACUCUUUUCUUGGGAGUUUUAAAAAGAAGGGUGGGUGGGACUUUGCUCCCUUGUUCACGCACUUGUUUGUGGCUGCCUGACUGAGGUGGCCUCUGCGGGAGUCAAAAGUUUGUUAAUUGUGACCGUUUCCUUUGAAGUCACUGCAAGACCACUAUUGUGGAUGGCUACCAGGUGUGCUAGCAGCAAGUGAUCAGAUCCUCUGUUUGAGACAGUGUGAAAAGUGUUCAAGCUUUACAAGUUUAUUAAUGAUUCGAUCUGAAUUUGCUUAAGGGCGUGGAAGAAUUUUAACAUGUACAGUGAAGUGCAUUUUAACUUUGGUGCUUUUAGUAGCGCCGUUUUCAUAAUCAAACUUUUCUUUGAAGAACAGUCUUUGCUUUUUGUGAAGUGGUACAGCUAGCUCCACGAUAGUUUCUGGUUACUUUUUCUUUUAUGAAUGCAAGCUACAAGCUCUGUAGGCCGUGUUGCUGUAUCUUCUUGGCACCGUGCACCGAAUGGCCGUAGUAACAAGUUGUGAAUGGUUGUGUGAUGCACCGUGGAGGUGUGUGUAUGCGAGUGUACAGCCCAUAAGAUCAAAAUUCUGGUUGGUUAUGAAUAGCACUCGUUUUAUGAGCGUAUAUAUAUAUAUAAAUGUCUAUACAUACAUAUAUAUAUAUAUAUACAUAUAUGCGUUUGCACUGUAGUGCUUGGAUGGCGUUUCAUCUUGUUUCAUUAAGGGUUGUAAAGUUUCUAAGGUCUGCAGCUGGAACUCGGUCUGUGACGUGUGUGCAUUAAUAAAGUUGAUUCAUAAAAAAAU